UUCUUCAACUAUUCAAACAAGACUCGAUUCAGUUGUACAUGCAUGUAAUAAAACAUUGUUAGAUCGAGAUAGAUAUCGAUAUUUGGUAGCUGUUAUACCAAACCUUUUUCGUAAAUAUUUA
Molecule: messenger RNA, 121 nt
Organism: Racocetra persica
Lineage: Eukaryota; Fungi; Glomeromycota; Glomeromycetes; Diversisporales; Gigasporaceae
Source: the annotation of a GenBank genome assembly